Molecule: messenger RNA, 1896 nt
Organism: Chenopodium quinoa (quinoa)
Lineage: Eukaryota; Viridiplantae; Streptophyta; Magnoliopsida; Caryophyllales; Amaranthaceae
Exons: 2
Coding region: 1-1896 (631 amino acids)
Molecular function (GO): zinc ion binding; nucleic acid binding
Source: RefSeq, a predicted model, not a curated record
AUGGUAGACCAACCAACGAAAUCCCUUUUGGAGUACGGUAUUCCUGAUACGACUACCGGAGUCCUUUCUAGCAUCAUAAGACCACCUGUAACAGCUCAGCACUUCGAGCUCAAGCCGCAAUUCAUCCAAUUCAUCUCUAAUGAUUCAUUCGCAGGGCUACCACAUGAUUGCCCAGUAAUUCAUAUUGAUAGUUUCUUGGAGAAAUGUGAUACUAUGAAAAUGAAUGGUGUUACAGAUGAUGCUAUCAGACUUCGCCUUUUCCCUUUUUCACUACGGGAUAGGGCGAAAGAGUGGUUGAGAGAUGAAGGCACUGGCUCGUUCGAUACAUGGGACAAGCUAGUGAAGGCCUUCUUAGUGAAGUUUUUGGGACAUGAGAAGACUGCCAGGUUGAGGAACGAGUUAUCCACCUUCCGACAGUCAGAUGAAGAGUCUCUCUAUGAGGCUUGGAGAAGGUUCAAGAGGUUACAGAGACAAUGCCCUCAUCACGGGGGUUCUCUCUUGACAAAGAACCCAACUGAGGCAAAGGAGCUGAUUGAGAAGAUGGCGGCCAAUGAUAAUUAUCAUCCAGGAGGUCGUCAGAAUGUGAAAAAAGGAGGUAAGCUUGAUGUAGAUGCUUUGACUAUGUUAGCUAGUUCUGUGCAGGCACUAACAAGCAGGUUUGAUAAGUUCCAAUCUGGAACUUCUACUAGCCCACUGGAGGUUUGUCAAAUGUGCAAUGUGCAGGGCCACAUCGCACCGGAUUGCCCGCAGAAUAUGAGUGAGAUGUCUAUUGAACAAGCCAAUGCUUUCUACUCUUCGAACCCCAAACAACCUUUUGAUCCCUACUUCAAUUCUUACAACGAAGGUUGGAAACAACAUCCCAACUUCUCUUAUAAGAACACCCAAGGACAACAGAAUCCACCAUCACAACCAUCCCUAUCCAACAACUACAACUCACAACCUAGUUUCCAACAAAGAACACCUAUGAACCAACAACCAACGCAACUACUUUCCCAAAAAUCUAGCCUUGAUUUGAUGACGGAGAGCUUCAUUACCACAACCAAUAGUGCCAUCCAACAACAAGGUAGCUCCAUCCAACAGUUGCAAGCCCAUAGUAAGCUCAUGGAAAGCCAAAUAAGCCAACUUUCACAACAGGUGAGUCGCCUAUCAACUCUUCAAGAUCAAGCAAAGGUUCAAAAAGAACAAUGCAAUGCUGUUUUCUUGAGAAGAGAUGAAGCCUUUCCGAGGCAAAUUGUUGAGAAGGUGUGCAGUGAGGAGUCUAGGAAAGACAAAAAGGGCAAAGAUGUUCAAAGCUCCAAAUAUGUGGCUCCACUGGCUUAUGAGGAACCGAUGCCUUUCCCGCAACGGUUGUCAAAAGCUGUGCUCGAUAGACAUUUUGGAAAAUAUUGUGAAGCCCUCAAGAAGGUACACGCUUCUACUCCCUAUUCUGAUCUUUUAGUUCAAAUGCCUCAAUUUGCAAAUUUUGUAAAGAAUAUUAAAGAUCAACAUGAGGAUAAGGAAGUAGCACAUAAAAAGGGCCCUACUCUCUUAUAUGAUAACCUACCACCUAAGCUGCAUGAUCCUGGUAGUUUCACUAUUCUCUGCACGAUAAACGAGAAAUUUUUCGAUAAGGUUUUGUGCGACUUAGGUGCUAGUGUUAACUUAAUGCCUUAUUCAUUAUAUGAGAAUUUAGGUUUGCAAGGACUUAAACCUUCCCCUAUUUCUCUUCAAAUGGCUGAUAGAACCUCUAGACUCCCUAAGGGUGUGGUUGAAGAUGUAUUAAUUAAGGUUGGUGAACUUAUUUUUCCUAUUGAUUUUGUUGUUAUGGACAUGAAAGUAGACCAUAAGAUCCCGAUUAUAUUUGGUCGACCAUUCCUUGCCACUAGUCAAGCUCUAAUAGAUGUUCCUAAAGGAUAA